AAUUGGAUAAGAACGUUAUUAAAAGCGCGACGGGCCGUAACUUGGAUCUUAUGUCGAACGAGACGAUUGUAGAAGAAGAUGCGUCUCCAUCGGCUUGGCUUGCAUGGGAUCACGUUGAUUUUGGCGAUACUGGCGAUAACAUGCGAGAUCUCGCGGGCCAGUAAGCAGUGCAAGGCGGUCGUGAUGGACGUGCACGUGAAGAAGUGUAGACUCGGUGCCGAGAGAGCCAAGAGAGGCCUCGAAAGGUUCGAUCUGCAGAAGUACGAUGAGAAGGACGAGACGAAGAGGCUGGAAGGGCCCGAUUACUCGAAGACGCAAGAUACGGCGUCUCACGGCGUUCCACGGAAGAGGCAGCUGUCACCCGGACAAAUCGGCGUUAUCGCACUGCCGAUUGUCGCGCAAGCUAUAAACGGCGCCGCUAAAGCCCAAGCAUACGCCACGUCCAGGACAAGAUAUCAGGACUCUAGUCCGAGCUUAAUGGAGUCUACUCUCGGCUUGCCAGGGUAUUAUCUCAGGAGGCCUUAUCCGUUCAACAGGGGCCUCGCGCCGGCCUUUAACGACGAUCUCGAUCUGAGCGACGAAGAACUGGACGAAUUGUACAAUGAUAUAAUCUAUGAAAGGUUCCCGAGAGCUUCGAAAGAUGAAGCUUGGAAGAUUUUCUUAGAAACAGCGGCGAAAUGCUGUCUAAAUGUCGACCGGUGUCUCAAGGAAACGAUGUCCAUACCUUGUCUAGAAAGUUAGACGUCUUAACGCGUUGACCACCAAUACGCUCAUCCGUGAACGGCGUCCUAGUGGUCACUGGUGACAGGCGCUAUCGAGAUCUAUGGAAAUGUUUGUAAAAAAUAAUAAAUACCAUACUAUUAAUACUUGGACAACAAUAAGUAGCCAGAUAACAAUAUAAAGCGAACAAUGCACUUUCCGACGUACUAUUCGACGUAUAUGAGGAUACCAAAAAUCGUAUUUAAUCAUAUUACACAAUAUUUUAUUACUAUACAGAGUCAGGCCGAAGUACGCGAUGCAACCGGGAAAUGGCUGUUUCCGUGGGAAAUGUAUAGAAUAGAUUUUCUGUUUGAGAUACUGGCCGGACAGACAACGUGUCUCAGAAUUAAAAAUCGAGAUCAUCAAAUUAGAAUACCAAAAAUUAUAAAGACAGUAUCACGUUUAUUAUCUUACUUCCGCGUUACUUUACUGCUUUUGUACGAAAUUGUUCGAUGGAAUAAAUGAAGCACCAGUCGGUACGUAUAAAUGUAUUUAUUGGUCGCUAUUAUUAACGCA
Molecule: messenger RNA, 1275 nt
Organism: Vollenhovia emeryi
Lineage: Eukaryota; Metazoa; Arthropoda; Insecta; Hymenoptera; Formicidae
Exons: 3
Coding region: 79-741 (220 amino acids)
Source: RefSeq, a predicted model, not a curated record